AUGGAGACCCUUAAACCACUUGCGCAAGUCCUUCCAGCCCUGCCCGUCAAGGGCCGCGAGAUGUUGUACGUUGCUGCACAUCCAGCAAUGCUCGCCUUGGUUCUUAUGUUUGCCAUCAUCGACCUUGGCCUUUCCAUCUCCCUCGUAGGGGUGUAUACCUCCGAUCCUGACCGAAUGCCCAGCGAGGAUACGCUGGAUGUCAUCCGUCCGAUCAUGUGGACAUCGCUAUGCACACUGCUCUCCAACCUCAUUUACCUCACGUACUACAAGGGCAACUCCCUUGGAAUACCCAGAAUCAGCCAGCGUGCAGUCUUUGCCGCGAAUGUCUGUUCGUAA
Messenger RNA from Punctularia strigosozonata HHB-11173 SS5, 336 nucleotides. RefSeq lists its product as uncharacterized. The transcript is spliced from 2 exons. Lineage: Eukaryota; Fungi; Basidiomycota; Agaricomycetes; Corticiales; Punctulariaceae. Bases 1 to 336 code for a protein of 111 amino acids. The record is from RefSeq and is a predicted model, not a curated record.